GCGCCGCGUGCGUGGCUCGCAACGGGGCCGGGCUGAGGAGCGUCGCCGCCUCGGCUCUUAAGGAGGGGCGCUCGGCGGCGGCCCCCCGGGAGUUGCGGUGCGCCCGGCGAAGAUGGAGCCCCGCCACCUGCAGCAGCAGCAGCAAUCGCAGCAGCCGCUGCCGCCGCCGACGCACCAGCAGCCGCAGCGCCCUCGCUCUCACACCGUCACCACCACCAGCAGCUCCUUCACGGCGAACUUGUCGGCCGGCUCCGGCGCCCUCGCCUACGACCGGGACUUCCUGAGGACUAUGCCCGGGCUGCUCAUGGUGGUCGAGAUUGUGCUAGGCUUGUUGGUAUGGACACUGAUUGCUGGAACAGAAUAUUUCCUGUAUCCUGUCUUUGGCUGGGUGAUGUUUGUGGCUGUAUUUUAUUGGGUUCUUACACUCUUCUUUUUAAUCAUCUACAUGACAAUGACUUACACCAGAAUUCCACAGGUGCCAUGGACCACGGUGGGUCUGUUUUUUAAUGGGAGUGCCUUUCUUUUGUACUUCAUUGCUGCCAUUGUAGAAGCAUCUGCAGUCACCAAAGAACUGGAUAGCCACAACUAUAACAGCUGGGCAGCUUCUUCAUUCUUUGCCUUCGCUGUCACAUUCUGCUAUGCUGGAAAUACCUAUUUUAGUUUUAUAUCUUGGAGAUCGCGGACCUUACAAUAAAUAUUCUCUUGAAAGAAAAAAGAAAAACAAACGCACAGAUAUAAUGUGUCUAGAAGAUCUAUACUAUGUGACUGAGUAUUGGCUUGUUUCCAAAAUAGUGUAUGUGCAGCUUUAUCCGGUGCACUCUGCUGUGAACCCCAAUGCCUUCAUUCAAACUAGUGUUUGGCCACUAGAAACAUGCUGUUGUUUUCCUCUUCUCUCUCACUUGGUCAUGGCAGUAUCUUCCUCCUCUUCUUAGUUCACAAUAAUCUGCUUUGAUGCCCAAAUUGGGAAACCAUAAAUUAUUCUUAACUACAAUCCUAUCACUAUCCGAAGUGGCAUUCUGAGAACACAACUGGGUGUAGUGGCCUGGGGAUGCUGCCACCAUUUUAGAGCCAUCAAGUGGGCAAUUUAAAAAUGCUACGAGGGCCUCCUCUGGAUGGGGCCCACAACAUGGCAGGAUCGGGUGCUCUUGUUCCCAGCCCCCAUGCCUUUUCAAGUGCCAAAACGGUGUUCCCUGCAGCUGUUUUGGCACUUGAAAAGUGUGGGGGGGAGCAAGCGUGGCUGGUCUCACAGAGCCGCAGCAGGCCCUCAUAGCAUUUUUAAAUCACCUGUGUUAGGCUCUAAAAUGGCAGCAGCAUCCCCAGGUCAAACCUAAGGGAUGCUGUCACAUCUAGUUGGGCCCUGAUUCCAGUUAGGAAGCAAAGCAUAAGGUUGAAGCCAGCCAACUUUUGCACUUAUUCUCACCCAGUUCCUCUCUACCCUACAGCUUCGCUCCCGCAUGACUGUUUUACAUACAGGCCCUAUGAUUCUCAGCCUAGCCAUUUUGGCUAGUCUUCCUUUUUCACCAGUAGAAAAAGUUGGUUGGCUCUAACUCAUGCCUAGCCAUAACUAUGGUGGAGCUGAUUUGGAUGUCAUGGCAUAUAGUAGUAACUUUCCUCCACAGGGAUACACAGGAUUGGCAUGUACUAUAUAAAGGAGAGAGCUCGCAUGUUGGCGACAACCACACAUCUUAUGGCUGUGACAUUAUUUCAGCCUUAGAUUUCAUGGACAGUGUUUUUUUGUAAGUAUGAUUGAAACAGGGACAUAUUUAAAACAUGCUCGUUUUGUAGCAGGGAAGCAACCCUCUCCUCUGUCUGAUGAAGUAUUAUGUGUGGAAGAUUUUAUACUAUGUGUAAAGGAUGCUUAACACAUAGUUAAGUGUCCUAGGCAAUAUGUUUUCUAUUGUAACAAAAUUGUCAAUACAGCUCAGUAUACAUAUUUUUCUUAUUUUGUAAAUGUAACUGUUAAAAUUUCUGCAUAAUUAAGUGCCACUGUCUCAGAAACACUGAGGUACAGGCAAAAAUAAUUUAUAAUAUUUUUAUAUGCGCUAGAAAACUUUCUGUAUUCAGGAAAACAUUCCCACUUUAAAGCCAGUCUUAAAGUUUUAGCAUUCAGACUGAAUCGGUAAUUUUCACUGAUGCCCCCUUUCCAGUGCAAACAACACGUCUCCCUCAUAUCCCCCAAGAGCAUCAUCUUAAGGAGACCAGACAGUUGUAGUGAGAGAGAAGGGCCAGGAAAGUUCUGUUCUACCGAUGGAAAAUUUAAGCUAGAUCCAACCCAUAAGAGGACUGCACUCUAAUGCAUCCUGAUUAAAAAUAAUUAAGUGCCAUCAAGUUGCAACUAAUGGCAACCUUCUCAACACCAGAGAUAAGCAGAGAGGUUUGCCAUUGCCUUCCCCUCUAUAGCAUCUCCAGUCUUUUUUGGUGGUCUCCCAUCCAAGUACUAACCCUGCUUGGCUUCCAAACUGGCUAGUCUGGGCUAUUCAGGCUAUUUAUUUGGGAAUUUGACAGGUCAGAGAUUUUCAAGUAUUGUCCAAUAACAGUUGAGUAUUAAAGCAUUAACUGUCAGCAUGGCAAACACUUAGACUAAUUACAAACACAUGUUAGUUGAUUCUUUUUUGCUGCAAGGUUAGGCUUGCCCCAACCAGGCUAAGCAGGGAGGACCCCUCAUUUCUCUCCAGGCUAACAAGUGACACUGUAAUUUAAUCUCUAAAGGUAAACUGUCUACAUAGUAGCAUUCUGGGAUUCAUGGACUAUUCAACUGCAAUCAAAUAAUAGGAGGUCAAUCAACAAUUUGUAACUGGUCAAGUGAUCAGCAUGCCAAGUCUAAUUCAUCUCUGAAGUUAGCAUACGGGGGAAAUGUUGAGCUUCUGGUAUUCCAAUGAACAGAACACAGCCUUGCGAAUAUUUAUACAGCAGACCUGGCUCCUUAGCUCUGCCAAAAGCCAACAGUGCAAGCUGUUCUGAAGCUGUUGCAAUGGGAAAACUUCAAUUUAAUGAUAAGUAGAAAACAUGACAUAGUUGUUGAUAUGGUGGUCUCUCAGAAGUCUUUUUCAUUAAAAAAAAUGUAAUCACAGUAAGAACAACAACUAGCUCACUUCAUAGUACCAGCCACAUGAACUAGAAAUUGAGCAAACAAGAAGGGGACAGUUUGUGCUGAUUUCACCCCCACCAAUGCCCCUUGAAAUGCUGCUCCUGGGGAAUGUGGGAGCCCAAGGAAUAACUAAGUAGGGGGAAUUCAUUGGGGAAAAAACCCUUUGAUAUCAGUGAAAGUUCUAGACAGAAUACCAGCCAUUGACUGAUUUAUAUAAUACAGCCUGAAAGUCAAAGUGUGUUGGUUUUAAUUCUAUUUUAUUACCUUAAACUAGUGUAUUAAGACUAGCAAGCCUAACUUUAAAAAAUGAAUUGUUUUUCAUCUUAAAUGGUGCCGCAAAUAUCUCCACUGGAUAUUUGGUAGAAAACUGGGUUUGUAUUUUCUAUAAACUGUUCUUUGUACAUGACAGUGGAAAAAAAACUUAAUUACAUUAUUGUGGUGUUGCUCUUUCUUGACUUGUGAGAUGCAGUUUCAAUAAAUGUGGAUUUACUGUGACUCUUCUUUAA
This is a messenger RNA of Eublepharis macularius, 3594 nucleotides long. It is a transcript of the gene CMTM8, whose product is annotated as CKLF like MARVEL transmembrane domain containing 8. NCBI's taxonomy places the organism in Eukaryota, Metazoa, Chordata, Lepidosauria, Squamata, Eublepharidae. Gene Ontology annotation, cellular component: membrane. Bases 113 to 694 code for a protein of 193 amino acids. The record is from RefSeq and is a predicted model, not a curated record. The transcript is spliced from 4 exons. Gene Ontology annotation, molecular function: structural constituent of myelin sheath. Gene Ontology annotation, biological process: myelination.